Molecule: messenger RNA, 261 nt
Organism: Epithele typhae
Lineage: Eukaryota; Fungi; Basidiomycota; Agaricomycetes; Polyporales; Epitheliaceae
Exons: 1
Source: RefSeq, a predicted model, not a curated record
AUCUCCCCGCACCUCGAACGGUUCUCACAGUACUCCAAGCUGGAUCGACCUCACCACAUCACCACCGCGAACGGCGCGAAGAUCAGCGUCGUAGGCGAAGGUGCUAUGAGCAUCGAAGUACCAAAUGGCCCCGGAAAGACCACAACCAUCACCCUCGAAAAGGUGCUGCACGUACCUGAUGCCGCCUUCACCCUUGUCUCCCUCCGUCGUGCCGACGAGCGUGGGUUCACAUCCACCAUCGCAGACGGCUCCCUCACCCUC